CUUUGCUUUGCAGUGCAGUGUGGUUGUUUUUGCUUUGCUUGGCUCCGGUUUCUACUGAGAAACGCUCAAAGUGUACGUAUGACAGACACAGUCAGAUCCGUCAGAGGACACACAGCACCAAAAAGUUCUGUGAUCCUUCAUUCAGCAACCAGACAGCAGGCGCCAUCACACAGAGGUGCAGCUCCGGCUUCUACAGAGAGCGGGUUGGACCAUACCGGGGUCAGUGUGUGCCAUGUAGCUGCAAUGGACUCUCCAAUGAGUGUGAUGAGCGAACAGGGAACUGUGUGAACUGUCAGUUUGACUCCACCGGGGACCGCUGUGAACGGUGUAAAGGGGGUUACUAUGGAAACGCAGCUGAGAGGACCUGCCGUGCCUGUCCGUGCCCCUUUACAUGGAACAAUUUCGCUCUGGCCUGCCUGGACAUUGGCUCAGGAGUGGUUGAGUGCUUGUGUAAACGUGGUUACAGUGGAGCCAGAUGUGAGAGAUGUGCAUUUGGUUACUAUGGUAACCCAGUGGUGUAUGGAGGCAGCUGCAAGCCCUGCAAUUGCAAGGACAGCUCAAACAUUUGUGAUUCUCUGACUGGAGAGUGCAUCACAUCUGGAAACAGCAGCUGUGGUGCUCACUGCCAUGAAUGUGACAGCUGUACUGUGUCCUUACUGCUCGACUUGGAAAGGAUGGAUGAUGUCCUGGCUCAGCAGAAGCAGCAGCUGCAGAACGUCUCUGAUGGCGCUGGUUCCAUCUUCAGGCUGAACGACCUGCAGGCUAACAUUUCUGAAACCAAGAUUCGGGUUUGGAGGUACAGCACCGCCAUGAGACACCUGGAUCCAAAGGUUGAACAGCUGGAAGCAGAUGUGGAUGCUGUCAGAGAUGACUUGAGUCAACUGACUGACGAGACACUUGAAGCUGUAUCAGAUCUGGAGGAAGUCUUGCAGAAUGCCAGUGAAACAAAGUUAAAGGCGGAGGAUCUUCUCUCUGAAGCUGAAACUCUCCUCAAAGCAAUACAAGAUUUGAUAAAGCAGCAAACUGAGGUGAAACCUGGAGAGUCGGCUACUCAGUCUCAAAGUGACAGAGCCAGGAUGAUGGAGGAGGCUCAGCGCAUCGUGCAGGAGAUGAGAGAGCGAGGCUGCGCUGCUCAGAGAGGCCGGGCUGGCAGAGAGCAGGAGGAUGCACACCACUUGCUGGACAUAAUCAGGAACAUGACAGAUCCUGUGGAAACCAACCAGGCUGUGUUAAAUCAGACUGCAGAGUCACUGAUGGCCUCAGACUCUGCUCUGAGGGAAGUGGCUGUGCUGCUGUCAGACACGAAGGACAGAGUCAACAGGACACAGAGCCUCAACCUGAAGAGUGGUGCUACCCUACAGCAUCUGGAGCAUCUUCAGUCUCAGCUGGAGGGGGAACAAAGUGCGCUCCUUCCUGUGACUGGAAUGACUAGAGACCUGCUAAAGAACACCACCGACGUCUUUUUAAUGCUUGAGGAAAUUAAGAGCGAAUUUGAGAAUCACGCAGCUCAGUUAGACGGUGCCAAGCUGGAACUCUUAAAGAAGUUAAACAACAUCGCCCAGAUUAAGACAAAGGUGGAUAUCGUUAACAAAGCUGAGGAGCAUGCAGAGAAGCUCAACAGAGAAGCAGCAGAAUUUCAGCAGAUGCUUCAUAACUCUACCAACGGUACUGACCUGCACAGUGUGCUGGGUGUAGGAGUCUAUAAUAACAUCAUAAAGGCCUUAGAAGAGGCAGAGAUGGCAGCAAAUCAGUCCAGAGAGGCUGUUGAUCAGGCCUCAAAGGAUGUGAAGGAGGGAGGCCUCGUCAACAGGGCCGAAGGACUCAAAGAUAAUUCAACUCAUUUACAGACAGAAGCCAACGAGACUCAGCAUAAACUUGAAACGCUGUCACAUACAGUGAACACCCUCAAAGACUGUGUGAAUACGCAAAAGGAAAAAGGAGAAUCUCUGAGAACGGACAUCUCAACCGUCACUGACAACCUCAACAAGAUCAAAAGAGAUGACACAGACGUCCUGAUAAAGUCUGCAAAAACAGCUGCCUCUGCCUCCAACUCCACCGUCAAUGAUAUAACAGAGAGAGUGAGGAACCUCAGCCAGGAUGUGGAGAGAAUAUCUUUGACUAAUGUCAGUGUGAAUAUAGAUGAUACGUUGGCUGAAGCAGAGCAAGCGUUGAAGAACUUGAGCGCAGCCCUCCCUGUGUUGGAAGACAAAAUCACACAAGUUGAGGCUGUCAGUGAGAAGGCGUCUCCCGGUGCCAACAUGACAGAAAGCAUCAGGAGAAUCAAGGACGUGAUAGAGGAGACAAGAAACUUUGUUGACAGGCUCUCAGUUGCCACCACCUUCAACGGAAAAGGUCACGUUGAGCUUCGUCCUCCGAGAAACCUUGACGACAUAAAAGCAUUUACAGCCGUUGAUCUGCUUCUCAAUCGCCAUCAAAACAAUCCCUCCAAGGCUAACUACAGACGGAAGAGACGGCAGAACAAACACAGAGAUGCCAACAUGUUUGUUUUCUACCUGGGUAACAAAGAUGCUUCCGGAGACUACAUCGGGAUGGCUAUCAGCAGCAACGUGUUGACUUGUGUCUACAAGUUGGGUGGAGUCGUCCAUGAGAUUGUUACCAGCCCAAUAACAACAACCACUAAUGUGAACUCCUCGGACUUUGACAGGGUUAUCUUCCACAGAGUUUACCAAGAUGCUGAAGUGAACGUCACAGGGAACUUCACAUCACAGAAUCCGAUCCACCGCUUACCUAAACGUAACCAUCCAAACACAAUGACCGGUGUCCUUGAACUGGAUCCAGACAGCAUUGUGUUCUACGUGGGCGGUUAUCCUAAAAACUUUAUGCCUCCAGUGCAGCUGCGUUACCCACAGUACAGAGGAGCAAUGAAGCUCUCCUACAUAAACGACAACCCUGUGAGUCUGUUUAACUACAAGCGUGCCGUCAAUAUGGAUGCAAAGCAGCCUCCCAUCAAGAUUCCCCUCUCAGAGGUGUCGGAUUAUUACGAUGGAACAGGUUACCGCAUGGCGAUUAUAAGGGAGCCACACAAGAUUAAGAGAAGACUGUUCAGAUUUCACACUAACAGCCGAGAGACAAACGCCAUGCUGUUCUUCAUCGGAAAUGAAGGGUCUUUUUUCUGUGUGUUUGUGGAAAGAGGCUUCCUGGUGCUUCAAGGACAGCAAGCAGGUCGAGAUCUCAGAGUUCAGAGUGCUGACAAAGUGUCUCUAUUCGACAAACCCUUUGCAAUCACCAUUGCAGACAGGUUCACUGUGCACUGUGGACCACAGCAGAUCUCUACAGAACACAAUCAAACAAACUACAUGAGUUUUUACAUCGGGGGUGUACCAGCACAGCUCAGACAGAGACACAACGUCACAGCUCCAGCACUGAGAGGAUGUGUGGAUCAUCUGACAGUAGACGCUGAGAUCGCUGAGUACAUCAGGACGAUUGGUGUCAGCGACAGAUGUCCAGUUUCACUACUGGGUGUUCGUUCAGCUACGUUAUAUUCAGCUCUGUCUGUUGAUUCCUCGGCUCUUUGGGGUGAACAGACGGCCGGAGUCUCUCUGGGCUUCAAGAGCACAGACAGAGAUGGUCCUCUUCUCAGAAGCAGCUCUCAGGGCUCCACCUCUGUCCACGACUUUAAGCUGUCUCUGGAUGACGGCUAUGUAGUAUUUAAUAGUGAUGAUUACACCUUAAGGUCGGAUGACAGGUACAGUGAUGGAAGCUGGCACUACUUGUCUGCAAUAAGGAGGCCAACAGGGUUGGAGCUCAGGAUUGAUAAUGUAAAGGUGAUUCAGGGACAAUCACCUGGUUUGAGGCCGGAGGAUCAAAAUUCGCAAGGAGGGAAAUUCAAAAGCUGCAUCGCUAACCUUUACAUCAGGAGGCCCGAGCAGAGCUUCAUACCUGCCGAUCUGAGCUCAUUUCCACAAACAGGAGUUGCAGUGCUUGGCCUCUGCAGUCUCCAUCAAGCACCGCACACCAAGCUUCUACAAGACCCUGUAUUAAGAAGGUCCCAGAAACACAAACCUAUUCAGGUUCCAACAGGGAGUCAGUGUAAACACCGGCGAGCAAACCGUGAAUACCAGCUCACUGAGGAGCACAGUUGGCUCAGUUACACGGUGCCACAGCAGGACCUUAAUCACAGGCCUCACUUCUCCCUUGACAUAAAGACCAAGUCGUCCAAAGGGCUUAUCCUCCAUGUGGCAGGGGGAGGAGUCGUCCCCUUGCUGGCUCUGUACAUGGCAAAUGGCAAGAUCAAGAUGUCUCUCGGGCAAAACAGAAUCAUCCUGCACAAGCAGCAGAGCAACGACGGGAACUGGCACAGAGUGGAGCUCAGUGUGGAGAGGAGCACUUUCCACCUGCUGGUUGAUGGGAACCGUGUGACUGAUGGAGAUCUGCCCAACAACGAGGGAUCAUCUUUAAACCUGCACAACCCCGUGUACCUGGGAGGUGAUCCCAGGAGCAAAACCACAAAAGGACAUAACAUCCCCACCAACAGUGUUAUUGGUUGCAUACGGGAUUUCAGAAUGAAUAACGUAGUUAUCGGGGAGCCUGAGGAAAGCCACAAAACUUUACCCUGCAUGGACGGGCUCACAGAGAUGGGGGCAUACCUCGGCGGCGGUCACAUCAUCUUGGAUAAUUACUUCUCAUUUGGCUCCCCAUUUGUGCUGGCUUUCGAGCUGCGGCCUCAGUACCUGACAGGUCUUCUCUUCCAUGUCCAGAGUCACAAGGCCAGCUUUAAUGUGUUCUUAAUGGAGAACAAGGUGGGUGUUGAAGUGCAUGAUGGUGAGGAGGCUGUCAGUGUCUCAGUAACUCCUCCUGAGAGCCUCUGUGAUGGAAAAUUUCACAUGGUUACAGUGUCCAAACAACGUGAUGUUAUCGAACUGGCAGUGGACUCCAUGUCUGAGCAGAGAUACAUUCCCUUCACAUCCACCUCAACAACACUGGAGACACUUUACAUCGGAGGGACAACAAAGCAGACCAGCUCACCAUUUGUGGGCUGCCUACGAAAUGUGAAGCUUGAUGGAAGACCUGUUGCACUGGAGACAGGAUCCAGGGUGGUCGGACCUGUCAGCAUCAACACAUGCCCAGCAGAAUAAGACGUGUAAUUAACGGGGGACAUGCCAACAUCUUUCAGUCCUCAGAGACAUCAUUACAAAGUGCGCAGACAGGCUUUGUUGAAACCCACAGAUCUUAAUUUGAAAUCCUAAAACCCAGCGCCCCUGAGCUACUGUUGCUACACCUGUCAGGUUUUACUAUUUCACACCCCACACAGUUUAACUAAUAAAGGAACAGGUUUACACCCUGAAAUAACUAAACCUCUGUCAAGCUAAAUUUAGAAACACGAUUUCAGACAGAGAAAAACAGACUUCUCACUUCUACCUGACGACCAUUGAACGUCAGCUGAAAUGACAUCUGUUGCUACCAAAUUUAACCAGCUGUAGCUAAUUAAAAGCUAAUGUUUAGACAACGUCCUUAGUUGGCUUUUUUUGCCUCCUGGGCACUGCAGAGGUGCACUUAAGCAAGGCACUGAACCCCCACCUGCUCAGGGUGCCUGUCUAUGGGCAGCCCCCUCACUGUGACAUCCCUCCAUUUAAUGCAUGUAUACGUUCUGUUUGUGCACGUGUGUGUAUUUCAGGUGGUUCAGUGGUUCCCAGCUGGUCCAGCCACGGGGUCCAGAUUUCUCCUCAGUCAUUAAGUCAAGGUCCCACAGUUUAAUACAUGCAGCGUCACACUUGCAUUUGACCAUGUUUCCUCUACAGCAGGAAAUGGCACUUCAAAAUAAAAGCUCUGUGCCAGAAAUUCACUGUACAUGAAAAUAAAGAGUGUUUUUUCAAACUUGACACAUUUGCGAGUCACCUGCGUUCCUACCAGACUGGGUCUGUGACCCACUUUUGGACCGUGACCCACUAGUUGGGAACCACUGAUCUUGAUAAAAUAUAGCAUACACACAUAUGAAGCAGAGUUUUGGGGGUCAAUGAAUGAAGCUCUCGCAAAAGUCCAGCCAGGACGACAAUACUUUUCAUGCUCAGGCUCUGAGUUUUCUUUCUCACCCUCUCAUCUCGCACUCACGAUUUCUAGGUGUCAUUAUCUGGGUCUGUCCACUGAGUCAUCAACCAAUAGCACAGCGACACACCCUCUCUGUCAGCCUAUCAUCUUACCGCUCCUCAAUUUAAAUAUGGUUCUUUCUCUGCCAUCGUUUUUUCUUGCUUUCUGGUGCUCCACCUCCCCAUCACCACCUAGUCUUUACAGAUUCAUCAGCCUCAUCCACUUCAGCAGCCUCAGAGUCAUCAGCCACCACCUUGCUGGUGCUCAGAUUUCCCAUGAUCACAAAAUAUGUCCCUCUUCUGUUAAAUCUUGAUCAGCACAAAUCAUCUGUUAAUCUGUACACUCAUAUUCCGUAUCAGAUGUUAUCUUUACUUCAUUCUUCUGUCUCUCCUGAUCGAAAUGCACAUUUUAAAUAUUGAGGGGGACGUGGACCCUGCAUCCCUCCUGAAAGCUACACUUAUGAUUAAUUAUUAUGAUGCACAGAUUCUGUAAAAAAAAAAAAAAAACCUACUUAAAUGACAGCUUUUAAAUUGUGACUUUAUACAUCUUUUUCAGAUUUAUUUUGGUGGGCUGUGUAAAUGCAUAGAUUUCAAAAUUAUCACCUCAUAUAGAGGCAUAAAGACAU
Molecule: messenger RNA, 6670 nt
Organism: Epinephelus fuscoguttatus (brown-marbled grouper)
Lineage: Eukaryota; Metazoa; Chordata; Actinopteri; Perciformes; Serranidae
Gene: lama3
Product: laminin, alpha 3
Exons: 38
Coding region: 675-5096 (1473 amino acids)
Biological process (GO): regulation of cell adhesion; regulation of cell migration; regulation of embryonic development
Molecular function (GO): signaling receptor binding
Source: RefSeq, a predicted model, not a curated record